Messenger RNA from Protomyces lactucae-debilis, 711 nucleotides. RefSeq lists its product as uncharacterized. Bases 1 to 711 code for a protein of 236 amino acids. The record is from RefSeq and is a predicted model, not a curated record. Lineage: Eukaryota; Fungi; Ascomycota; Taphrinomycetes; Taphrinales; Protomycetaceae. The transcript has a single exon.
AUGCUCCAGUUGUAUCCUAAUGCGUUUGAAUUCGAGGAAUACUUCUUUGCGAAGGGCCCAUACAUCCACUCGCCACAAAACUAUGCUGUUUUCUGCUGGAACGUCGACCUUGAUAUAGGAAGUCUACCGACCCAGGGUGACCCACUUGGACACAGCUGCUUCUGGACUCGGUCAGCUGAGUCGAUCCCACUCACUGAGCCUGAUUCCUGGCUUCUCAAGUGCACCCCUCAUCCCAGACAGCUGAAUAUGCUUGCUCUACCGCCGGACAAUUUGGGAAACUGGAAAGCUGUACCUGCUCGACCUCAAGCGUGCUUUCUCUACCUCGCUGGGCCAGUCGAUAAACCGUAUCUCACUAUCCAGUGCAUCGAAAGCUACAACGUUGAACUCCACGACUUACCGGCAUUCAAAAGCUACCUGCCCGACUCGCAGACCACUGGUGGCCAUUGCAGGCUGAUCCUCAAGUCAGACGCGGACGAUGCGUUCCCAGAGCUCAACCUCCCAGAUACAUGGUUCACUGCUGUGAACAGAAUCUCGAGAUCGUUGGACCAAUUCGGUGUUUAUUGCGAAAGAAAUGAUAUCAAGUACGACACUCGAUACAUUCUACCUCGAAUUACACCUCUUGGACAUAAGUGCUACUGGGUUCUCGGCACUGGAGACAAGUCGCUCAUCUUUGCCCAAUGCGAAGAUGCUGAAGAUUGGCGAUAUCAAUGA